AUGGUCCUCAGAAAUCCAAUCGCUUCGCUCCAGCCAAAGCGCGAAACUAAAGUAGACGCAUUUCUUGCUGCCAACCCUGAUUACGAUGGGCGCGGCGUCAGGGUGGCUGUACUCGAUACGGGGAUAGAUCCAGGCGCUGUAGGUCUUGCCAGAACACCGUCUGGCGCACCCAAAAUUCUUGACCUGGUCGACUGCAGUGGUUCAGGCGACGUCAGAUUGACUACAGUCGCUGAUGCCGAUGUCCAACAGACGUCGGACUCCUUUCAGUUCACUGGACUAUCUGGGCGCAAGCUGACUAUACCAUCUACGUUUGUGAAAGGCCAAGGAACAUGGCAACUGGGUAUGAAGCGCCCAAUGAAUGCAUACAAGCACUCUCAGCAAUGGUCCACAUUCAGUGACGCCUCGCUCAUGUCAUAUUCCUUCAACUUUUACGAUGACGACAUCCUAUCUGUCGUGUGCAAUGCAGGCUCUCACGGGACACACGUUGCUGGCAUUGUUGCAGCCCAUCACUCGGAUCCGUUGCUCAAUGGCGUGGCCCCUGGCGCACAGCUCAUCUCUCUCAAAAUUGGCGACAGCCGCCUCGGUUCCAUUGAGACAUCACAGUCCUUUAUGCGGGCCAUGAAUGAAGCCAUCCGGCAGAAAGUAGACAUCAUCAAUAUGUCCUAUGGCGAAGACUCUCAUCUUUCCAAUGAUGGACCAGCCAUGCAGUAUUUGCGCGACAUUGUGAUUCGCAAGCAUGGCAUCACUUGCGUCAUCUCUGCAGGCAAUAAUGGACCAGGCGUGUCUACUGUCGGCUGUCCAGGCGGUAUGACAUCCUCCGUCAUUUCUGUUGGCGCAUACGUUUCACGCGAAAUGGCACUGGCGCAGUACGCACUCCGCAAAGAAGAGGGAGAUCUGGCCUUCACCUGGUCUUCACGUGGACCAAGUCCAGAUGGCGAUAAGGGAGUGACCGUGUAUGCUCCUGGCGGCGCUACAACGUGUAUCCCACCGUACACCCUGAGCCGGGCAGCCCAAUACAAUGGCACGUCAAUGAGCAGCCCGCAUUGUGCUGGAGCAAUUGCACUUUUGCUUUCCGGUCUGAAGCAAGAGAAGCUUGUUGCGACGCCGGCAAGCAUCAAGCGUGCUCUUGAACGGACCGCUGUGGAUGUGUCUGACGAAUUCAAGGUUGGAUUGCUCGACGUACAGGCUGCCUACGAAGACCUUAAAGUGAAUGGUACCGAUGAAACAUACUUUGACAUCCAAGUGGACGGCAAUCGAGGCAUCUUGAUGCGCAACACCGAGGACGUGCAUGCGCCUCGCAUUUACCAGGUUGACAUCAAACCGUUUAUUCGAGAGACCGCUACGCGCGAGAAGUUUGACUUUGAGACAUUUCUCACUCUGCAAUGUGCUGCUCCUUGGGUUGAGACUGCCAAGACAAUGCACAUGGCCUAUGCUGGACGUCCACUGCAGGUUAAGGUCAAUCCUCAAAAGUUGGGCACUGGCUUGCAUGUAACGUCCGUUGAUGCCAUUUGGGAGGACAAGGUGCUCUUCAGCAUCCCCAUCACAGUCAUCAAGCCAGAAGCCAUUCAACGCAAAAUGGUAUUGGAGUCGUCCGUCGAGAGCGGAACCAUUGAUCGCCACUUUUUGGCCAUUCCGGCAGGCGUGACUGCAGUCAAAGUCUCCGUCGCCACCACAGACAUCAGCACACCCGUCCAGCUCUGGACGGCCAUUACUCAGUUCCAGCACAACAAACGAAGGACAUAUACAUCAAGCCAAUUUGUGCAAAAUCUAACAGAUUCAGCGCAGACUGCAGACAAUACCAAGACUGUCGGCUUGGUGCAAGGUACUGCCGAAUUUUGCUUUGCCCAGUUUUGGAGCUCCAUUGCUGAUCGUCCAGCGCAACUUAAGAUUACACUCGAGUUCUCUGGCUUGCAAGGCAGCUAUGGCGAUGAGUUGAGCAUCAAUGGCGGAUCUGGGUAUAAGCAAAUUCAAGCCAUGUCAAACCUUGGCAUUGAACAACUCAAGCCAGCCGUUAGGCUCAGCAUGAUUCGCAAGCAUCUCAGACCAUCCGACGCUGCAAUUGCACCUCUUGGCGAACGCGACUUGCUUGAGGAUGCAUCCAAGCUUUUCAGCCUGACGCUCCAGUACUCUGUCUCGAUAAGCCGCGACUCUGAAAGUCAAUUCAUCCUUCCUGUGAGUGGCCUCUUGUACGAAUCUCCCUUCUACUCCAACCUCUUCGCCGUUUACGAUGACAAGAAGAAUGUGGUUUUCUUCGGGCACUCCUACCCAGAGAAGCACAAGUUUGACAAGGGCACGUAUACAGUCCGCGUUGAGCUCGUUCACAAAAGUAAGGCUGCUCUUGAAAAGGCAAAGAAGAGCAUCAUUGUUGUGGAAACGGCUCUUGAAAAGCAAAUCUCUGUGCCCAUUUUCACUAGCUUUUUGAAUGUCUGGGAUGGUCCUCAGGCGGAAUUCAAGAAUACCAAGCUCGCGAAAGGUCAAAACAUCUCGAUUGCAGUCGCCAAUGACUUGGGCGACGAUACUCCUAAGGAAGCUGCAGCAGGUGACAUUUUGACGGGAGACAUCACUCUUGGCGGGGAAAUCAAGCGACCAGUCUUCUAUCACGUUGCGCCAAAGCCAAAGCCAGAAGAAGAGGACAAGCCGCCUAAAAGUAUGAUGGACCGGCAAAUUGAAAUGGGCGCCAGUUUGACGGACAAGGAGGAGAAGCAAUCCUUCUUUGAUGCGCUACAAAAGUCCCACCCACGCGAUUUACAAGCACUUGGUGCUUACCUAGAGCACGGAGACCAGACGGAGACUGGUAAGGCAGAGCAGCACCGUGUUGCAGGCGUCAUUCUCGACGUGAUUGAUGCGAAUGCUGUGGCGCAAUACUUUGGUGUGCAGCAUCAGGUAGAAAGCAAGGAGGAAAAGCAGCUCGAGCGCGACUUGACUCGGCAGCGUGAUUUGCUACUCAAAGCACACCUCGUCCAGCUACAAGCACAAUCUGGUGAUAAGGAACCAGCUGCAUUCGAGCAAGUCAUGCGUUGGUCUAAGGACGCCACGCCAUCGCAAAAGCUCGUUUUGGCAGAAUACUAUGUUUCACGCAAGUUGUAUGGUCUUGCACUCGAAAGCCUUGCGAUCAAGGAAUUGCAGGGCGAAGAACUUGCCAAGGCCAAGGCUCUGCGAGUCAGCAUUCUCGAGGCUUUGCAAUUCAAAGCUUGGGCAGAUAGGUUCAGGGAUGAUGAGCUUGGACGUGAUCCUAAGACGUUUGCGGGAUUUUAG
Protomyces lactucae-debilis is the source of this 3255-nucleotide messenger RNA. Its product is annotated as subtilase family-domain-containing protein. Gene Ontology annotation, cellular component: cytosol. The coding region runs from base 1 to 3255 and encodes 1084 amino acids. The transcript is spliced from 2 exons. Gene Ontology annotation, molecular function: tripeptidyl-peptidase activity; serine-type endopeptidase activity. NCBI's taxonomy places the organism in Eukaryota, Fungi, Ascomycota, Taphrinomycetes, Taphrinales, Protomycetaceae. The record is from RefSeq and is a predicted model, not a curated record. Gene Ontology annotation, biological process: proteolysis.